Molecule: messenger RNA, 1522 nt
Organism: Pseudonaja textilis
Lineage: Eukaryota; Metazoa; Chordata; Lepidosauria; Squamata; Elapidae
Source: RefSeq, a predicted model, not a curated record
GGAGCGGGGGGGGGGAGGAGAAAGAAGGCUGCCUGCGCUCUGAGGGCGGCGGGUAAGGAAGACGGCGGUUGGAGUGGAGGUCCUGGUUUGAGUCUUGGACGGCGUACAAGAGCUUUUUUUUUAGCUGCCAAGGGGAUAAUAUAGAAUAUAGGAAAAGAAACUUGAUCAGAAGAUUGGCAUAAACUCCGUUGGUGGAAGCUGAAAGCCAUGGAUCAACUUCCAGAACUCUAUGCUGUUUUCCAAGGAGAGGUUGCUUCUGUGACAGAAUAUGGAGCAUUUAUAAAAAUCCCAGGAACCCCAAAACAAGGACUUGUUCACAAAAGCCAAAUGUCAAAUUGUAGAGUGGACAAACCUUCAGAGAUGGUGGAUGUUGGAGAAAAGGUGUGGGUGAAACUUAUAGGAAAAGAGAAGAAGGAUGACAAACUGAAACUAUCUCUUUCCAUGAAAGUUGUUAACCAAGGAACUGGAAAAGACUUAGACCCCAAUAAUGUUGUCCUUGAACAAGAGGCACGGAAAAAAUGCUCCUUUAGAGAUUAUACCAAUCAAAAGAUUACUUUAGAAGCUGUUUUGAACACUGUGUGUAAGAAAUGUGGUUGUCCAGGUCAUUUCGCCAAAGAUUGUUUCAUGCAGCCAGGAGGGACAAAAUACACCCUUAUACCAGAGGAUGAGCCAGCCCCUGAAGAAGAUGAAAAGAAAGCUCACCACUCUAUGAAGAAAAGAAAAAAGGAUAAAAAGAAAAAAAGGAAACGUAAGAAUACGGACUUGGAGGCUUCUGACAGUACCAAUUCCGACAAUGGGAACCAGCCAGCCCGGAAGAAGGCAAAACGCAAGGAAAAAAACAGUCCAUCUCGGAAAAGGAAAAAGAAGCAUCAUAAGAAAAAGCACAAAGAAUGAGAGUGAGAAUCUGACUCUGCGCUGCGUAUGUUCUCAGUGAAAAUUGUGGCUUCCAUUCCCUGUGACGGUCAUCAGUUGGAAAAAGAACAACUGAACCAGCAGGAUGCGUUAAGAUAAAAUGGUUUUUCUUUCUUUGAAAAUCACUUUUGUUUUUCAAGGAUUAUCACAAGGAUGGCUAUUCUCCUUCCAUAAAGUGGAAAGGAAGGAGCAGCCUGCCACUGGGUGGUCGUCCCAGUUGUUAGGCUUCAUUCUUGUGAAAUCUUACUCCGUUCUUUCAUUUCUUCAUGCUUGGAUUUUAGCCAGCCUCUUUGGAGCAACCCAGAGCCAUCUUGCAGAAACUUGUAUGGAGCUGGCAGUCGGUGCAUUUCCUCACUUGGGAACAGCUGUGUGUUGACUCAGCAUCCGCCAGUUAUUGUCUGCCUACCAGCAGAAGGAACUGUGAAUGUACCCUCUCACCCAACAGGGACACAUUGGUUGAAGAACAGAUCAUGCCACCACAUUCCUGUUAUCCUAUUUGUCCUGUAAUACUGUAGGAGGAAGAAAUCGGGUACAGGAGCAGUUAUCUUAAAAACUGAGAAACGAGCCAAGUGUUUACCUUUGAACCAUGAAUAAAGUUUUGGUUUGUGGG